This is a messenger RNA of Myripristis murdjan (pinecone soldierfish), 1917 nucleotides long. RefSeq names its product protein kinase C and casein kinase substrate in neurons 1b (gene pacsin1b). The transcript has 10 exons. Gene Ontology annotation, biological process: plasma membrane tubulation; positive regulation of dendrite development; neuron projection morphogenesis. NCBI's taxonomy places the organism in Eukaryota, Metazoa, Chordata, Actinopteri, Holocentriformes, Holocentridae. Gene Ontology annotation, cellular component: endosome; cytoplasm; plasma membrane. The coding region runs from base 173 to 1510 and encodes 445 amino acids. The record is from RefSeq and is a predicted model, not a curated record. Gene Ontology annotation, molecular function: protein binding; phospholipid binding.
AGGGCAGCCGUUUGUUGGAGAUACAACGGAGCCAAGGGUCCUGGCUUAUGAAGAAAAUGAUAACAUUUUGAAAUUUAUCCAGAAAUUGGAGGCUAAUUUCAUUUUGUGCAUGAGGAGCGUCACUCUGCUGUAGACCGCCACAGCCUAAAGCCACUCUGCCAAAUCUGGGACCAUGUCUGGAGCCUAUGACGAGUCCGCAAGCCAGGAGGAGACCACGGACAGCUUCUGGGAGGUGGGCAACUACAAACGUACAGUGAAGCGGAUUGAUGAUGGCCACAGGCUCUGCAAUGACCUGAUGAACUGUAUCCAGGAGCGUGCCAAAAUUGAAAAAGCCUAUGCACAGCAACUGACUGACUGGUCCAAGAGAUGGCGACAGCUGGUAGAAAAAGGUCCCCAGUAUGGCACAGUAGAGCGAGCCUGGACAGCAAUGAUGACAGAGGCAGAGAAGGUGAGCGAGCUUCACCAGGAAGUGAGGAACAGCCUGAUCAAUGAGGACUUUGAGAAGGUGAAGAACUGGCAGAAAGACUCCUACCACAAACAGAUGAUGGGAGGAUUCAAGGAAACCAAAGAGGCAGAAGAGGGCUUCAAGAAGGCCCAGAAACCAUGGGCCAAAAAGUUAAAAGAGCUUGAGGCGGCUAAGAAGUCCUACCACAUAGCCUGCAAAGAGGAGAAGCUGGCAUCCACCAGAGAGGCCAACAGCAAGGGAGAGGCCUCUGUCACAGCAGACCAGCAGAAGAAACUCCAUGAGAAAGUCGACAAGUGCAAACAGGAUUCACAGAAGGCCAAGGAAAAGUAUGAGAAGGCUCUGGAUGAGCUGAGUAAGUGCACCCCACAGUACAUGGAAAACAUGGAGCAAGUGUUCGAUCAGUGCCAGCAGUUUGAAGAGAGGAGGUUGAGCUUCAUCAGGGAGGUGCUGUUGGAUGUCAAACGCCACCUCAACCUUACAGAGAACCAAAGUUACGCCACAGUUUACAGGGAUCUUGAACGCAUCAUCACAUCAGCCAGCCCACAAGAAGAUCUGAAGUGGUUUAGCAGCAACCACGGCCCUGGCAUGCACAUGAACUGGCCGCAGUUUGAGGAGUACAACCCAGACCUUACCCAUAACAUCAGUAAGAGAGAAAAAUCAAAGAAGACCAAUGAUGGAGUCAUGCUGACUAAUGUCACUAAUGUAGCAGACCAUGCUCAGGCUGCAGACCGAGGAAGUGUAAGCAGCUAUGAGAAGAACCAAGCCUACACAGCAUCCACAGAAUGGUCAGACGAGGACCAGACGGCCCCCAACUCAGGCAACGACACCAACGGAGGAGCCAAUCCCUUCGAUGAGGACUUGGGGAAAGGUGUAAGAGUGAGAGCGCUGUAUGACUAUGAUGGCCAGGAGCAGGAUGAGCUCAGCUUCAAAGCAGGCGAUGAGCUGACCAAGCUGGAGGAGGAGGACGAACAGGGCUGGUGUAAAGGUCGUCUGGACAACGGCCAGCUGGGUCUUUACCCAGCCAAUUAUGUUGAGCCCAUCUAGCUGUUUGUACUGAGGACGCUGCCUCAUUGGAGGGCUAACCUAAAUUCAAUCAUACUGCACAUUGCCAGAGACUUCAAAGCAAAGCUUCCCCCUCCCGUCAGGCACAUUGAACUGUCUUCAUCUCAGUGCUUGAUCAUAACUCAUCAAAGAAGACCAUACUGAAAGUAACAUCUGUCACUUUGUAUUUUGGGUUUGAGACCACGUCAACUGAAAAUCAUGUCCAAUUACACACACCAAUACUACAAGAUCCUGCAGCUGAAGGAAAACAUUUUAGUAUAUUUUGUGUGUAGCUGUGUUCAUUUUCAGUUGUGACGCCGAUAUGCCAUACAGUAUGUUCUCUCACAAUAAUAUUGAUAUGGUAUAGUAAGUGGUGCCUGGAUAGCGAGAAUGAGCUAUGCAUUGUGCAU